Thlaspi arvense is the source of this 2983-nucleotide messenger RNA. The record is from the annotation of a GenBank genome assembly. Lineage: Eukaryota; Viridiplantae; Streptophyta; Magnoliopsida; Brassicales; Brassicaceae.
GUUUAGUCUCAAAAGUCAAUUAAUUACAAACAAAACCCACAAAACUGAGGAAAAAGAAGAAACAGUGAACCCUGUCAUCGUUCUGAGUUCCGUUUCGAGCUCUCUAAUGGCUGCACAUACGACAUCGGAGCCAGUCGUGAACCUCCCUACGACGCAAUUUGAAUCUCAGAUUGCAGAGCCGAUGGCGGUAACUCUCCUGGUACGGCAUCUCCCUGAUGGAAUUCCUCAUGAUAUCGUCUCUCGGCUCUUUUCUCAGUACGGAGCUUCUGCAGUUCGUCCUUGCUCCGGUGCGAGAUUGAGAAAUGCUGCAUUUGUGGAUUUUAAGAAUGAAGCUUUUGCUUCUCAAGCACAUCGUCAGUUAAAUGGGCUGAGGUUUCUUGGCAAGGUUCUACAAGUACAGAGAGCCAAUAAACCUAAUGAGAUCAAGAAGCCUCGUCAAACUGAAGAAACUGGGAAAGAUCAACCCUUCUCAUUCUCUACAGUUAGCGGCAACAAUGAUUCGAAAUCUAGGCAGGUGCUUGCUGGUGAACCCAUAGCUCCAAAACUCGGCAUCAACUAUCCAUUUCCUCCUCAUUUGCAAUAUGCUUACCCACCACCCGAUGCAAAUAUAUUAGCCAACAUUACUAAUGCCCUUAUCGCUGUCCCACCGUUAUACACCCAGGUGCUGCAUCUGAUGAACAAAAUGAAUCUUCCACCUCCUUUUCGCCUGGCCCUGCCCACACCGCCUCUACCUAAAGCAGCCCCCCAACAAACUGAGUUGGAGAAACAAUCUAGUAGCGAGUCAGAGAUGGAAUCUGAUGAGGAUACAGGUACAUCAAAACAAGGGAGGAAGCGUGCUAGACAUGAAACUCUUGUUGGUCCUGGUAUGGACAAGGAUGUGCCACAUGAGACUGUGGGAGUGAAACCCUCGUCUUUGACCCCAAAAGAGAUCCCUCGAAUAAAAAAGAAUAAACAUGUUAUGCAGAUCAAGAUUACCCCAAAAAUUGCUCAAGACGAAUGUAAAGAGGAUAGUCAGAAUGAAGGCCCUGCAGACGAGCCCAGAGAAGAAGUUCCAAAUUUGAAACCUUUUGCGACGUUAGAGGAGUUGGAGAAAGGAAGGUUACCUCCACAGGAUAUUCUUUCACUGCCUAUGUUCAAGAACUACACAGCUGGGAAUCCGUCGCUUGUGCUGUAUAUAAAAAACCUUGCCAAAGAUGUUAUUGUUGAUGAUUUUUAUUACAUAUUUGGGUCACAAUUUGGAAGCAUCGAAGAAGCUAGAUCCAGUCUUGGUGUGAGGCUGAUGCAGGAAGGAAGGAUGAGAGGGCAAGCUUUUUUGACAUUUCCAUCUGUUGAGGUCGCACAUCGUGCUCUGAAUCUUGUAAAUGGUUUUGUGUUCAAAGGAAAACCAAUGAUAAUCCAGUUUGGCAGGAAUCCUGGAGCAGCCAAGCCAAGCGACGGAGAUUUGCUUCUUGCUAGAAUUAUGUUCUUGUUUUCUUCAUGUAGAUCCAUCGCUCUUCGCUCCUGCACCGUCAAGCAUUCUUGUACUUAUUCGACUUUGCUUUCUGUAAGCAAGCAUCCCGAAAACAACAUCUCCAUUCAACACCUUCAUUCUCUUCUUCACAAAAAUGAAUCAAACCCUAGAAUCAUCCACCAGCUCCACUCUCACUUCAUCACUGCUGGGCUUCUUCUCCUUCAUCGGAAGCAAAACUCUGGGAAACUACUUCUGUUCAGUCCUCUGCUUCGAUGCUAUUCUCUGUGCGAAACCCCUCUUCGGGCUUACUUCCUCUACGACCAACUCCAACAGCUCCAUUUCCUGUCUGAUCACCAUCAUAGACUGCCUCCUUUCGACAGUUUCACUUACCUCUUUCUCCUCAAAGCGGCUUCGAAUCCGCGGUUCCCGUGUUUACUACUGGGAAUCGGACUCCAUGGUUUGACGCUAAAACUGGGCUUUGAAUUUCAUGUCUACGUGCAGACAGCUUUGGUUGGUUUGUAUCUUGUCGCUGGAAACAGAGUUGGUGCUUACAAAGUGUUCGACGAAAUGCCUGAAAGAAAUCCGGUAACUUGGAAUGUGAUGAUCACUGGCCUGACUAAUCUGGGAGAAUUCGGUAAAGCUCUUUGCUUUUUGGAGAAGAUGCCGAAUCGAACGGUCGUAUCUUGGACCACUAUCAUGGAUGGGUAUGCACGAGUAAAUAAACCCAAGGAAGCUAUACUCUUGUUCUCGAGAAUGGUUGCUAGUGACGCGAUAAAGCCCAACGAGAUCACCAUUCUCGCGAUUCUCCCAGCUGUUUGGAACUUUGGAGAGCAAAGGAUGUGCGGGUCGGUUCAUGCUUAUGUUGUGAAAAGAGGGUUUGUUCCAUGUGACAUCCGUGUGACAAACUCUCUCAUCGACGCUUAUGCAAAGUGUGGGUGUAUACAAAGCGCAUUGAAGUUCUUCUUGGAGAUUCCGAACGUAAGAAAGAACUUGGUAUCGUGGACGACGAUGAUCUCGGCGUUUGCAAUGCACGGAAUGGGCAAAGAAGCGGUCUGUAUGUUCAAAGACAUGGAAAGACUCGGAUUGAACCCGAACAGAGUGACCAUGAUCAGCGUUUUGAACGCUUGUAGCCAUGGAGGCUUAGCAGAAGAUGAGUUUCUAGAGUUCUUCGACAAGAUGGUGAGCAAAUACAAGAUCACGCCGGAUGUGAAGCACUAUGGGUGUCUAGUCGACAUGCUUAGAAGAAAAGGAAGAUUAGAAGAAGCAGAGAAGAUCGCUUUGGAGAUUCCUACCGAGAAUAAGGCUGUGGUUUGGAGAAUGCUGCUUGGAGCGUGUAGCGUUCAUGAUGAUCCUGAAAUGGCUGAGAGGGUUACUAGGAAGCUAAUGGAGUUGGAGAGAAGCCAUGGAGGAGACUAUGUGCUUAUGUCUAACAUCUUUUGCGGUACCGGAAGAUAUACAGAUGCCCAGAGAUUUCGAAAACUGAUGGAUGUUAGAGGUUUAGCUAAACUUCCAGGACAUUCACAAUUAACGUAG